This is a messenger RNA of Molossus molossus (Pallas's mastiff bat), 2800 nucleotides long. RefSeq names its product zinc finger protein 333 (gene ZNF333). Gene Ontology annotation, biological process: regulation of DNA-templated transcription. The record is from RefSeq and is a predicted model, not a curated record. The transcript has 9 exons. Lineage: Eukaryota; Metazoa; Chordata; Mammalia; Chiroptera; Molossidae. The coding region runs from base 108 to 1844 and encodes 578 amino acids.
GAUGGGGCGAGCACAGCUCUGCCUCGCAUCUGCUCCCCCAACUCCUCCGGCCCGGUACCUCGCCCUCAGACUGGGAAGCUCAACCUAAACCCAAAGAGUCUACUCCUAUGCAGGAUAUUUUGAAGGAAAAUUCAUCCCAUGAUUUGCAAAUGGGGCCAGGGCUGGAUCUGAGGAUGCAGAUCCGGCCUGUGACGGGAGAGAGUGGGAUACUUUCAACUCCAGAGGACCGGCCAGCUCUCCGGGAGUCAUUUUGGCCUUCUGGAUACACAGCGCUGAAGGCAGCUGUGCGGAUUCAGAGGGUGGCCACGUCGGAGCCUGCACUGGGCAUCUCCAACCCCUGGGCCGCCAAGCGUUCUGCUCUGUCUGCUCAGGACCCUGUGUGGUUGCAGGAGGAGAGCAUAGAGGAAGAAGCUGUGAUAUCUGGCGUGCUGUCUACCUGUGUACAGGAACCAGUCACCUUUGCAGAUGUGACUGUGCUCUUCACCCCAGAAGAAUGGAUGUUUCUAGACUCUGCUCAGAGAAGCCUGUACAGAGACGUGAUGCUGGAGAACUACAGGAACCUUGCCUCUGUGGGAGAUCAAGUAUGCAAACUCAGUACCUUUUCCUAUUUGGAGCAAAGAGAAGAGCUGUGGAUCACUGACAGAGGGAUCUUUCCAGGAGCCCAAACAAAACUUCAGCUGCAACCCCAAGAGCCAAUUCUUAACCAAGAUAUUUUUGCGGAGAUUUCAUCCAUUGGCAUAGAAAGGGAGCAACCUCUACCUGGAGAAAAACUCUACAAAUAUAAUGAACUUGGGAAACCCUUUCACAACAUCAAACAGCUUUUUCAGUAUGAGAGAAUUCAUGCUGGAGGCAACCCCUAUGAAUGCCAAGAGAGUGAGAAAUCCUUUUUUCAGACCACUAACCUAAUAGUGCGUGAGAAGAUCCAUAGUGGAGAUAAAACCUAUGCAUGUAACAAAUGUGAAAAAUCCUUCAGAUACAGCUCUGACCUUAUCAGGCAUGAGAAGACCCAUACCUCAGAGAAGUGCUUUGAAUGUCAAGAAUGCAGACAUGCCUUCAAGUACUCCUCGAAUCUGCGGCGCCACAUGAGGACUCACACAGGAGAGAAACCCUUUGAAUGUAGUCAGUGUGGGAAAACCUUCACGAGGAACUUUAACCUGAUUUUGCACCAGAGAAACCACACAGGUGAGAAGCCCUAUGAAUGUAAGGACUGUGGGAAAGCUUUUAAUCAGCCGUCCUCUCUGAGGAGCCAUGUGAGAACUCACACUGGAGAGAAGCCCUUUGAAUGCAGUCAGUGUGGGAAAGCCUUCAGGGAACAUUCAUCACUGAAGACUCAUCUGCGAACUCAUACCAGAGAGAAACCAUAUGAAUGUAACCAGUGUGGAAAGCCCUUCCGAACAAGCACCCAUCUGAAUGUUCACAAGAGGAUCCACACAGGGGAGAAACUUUAUGAGUGUACUACUUGUGGUCAGGUAUUGAGUCGUCUCUCAACUCUCAAGAGUCACAUGCGAACCCACACUGGAGAGAAGCCCUACACAUGCCAGGAAUGUGGGCGAGCCUUUAGUGAACCCUCAUCCCUCAGGAAACACACAAGGACCCACACUGGCAAGAAGCCCUAUGCCUGUCAGGAAUGUGGGCGAGCAUUUGGUCAGUCUUCACACCUUAUUGUACAUGUGAGAACCCACACUACAGGAAAACCCUAUGAAUGUAGUCAGUGUGAGAAAGCAUUCAGGCACAGCUCUUCACUUACUGUGCAUAAAAGGAUUCACGCCAGGAGAGAAAAUGUUAGGAAUGGCAGCAUGCCUUUAUCAGUGUCUCAUUCAUUUGGUGGGCCUCUUGCUAAAUAACUUCCAGUUUGUAAAAAAUAUAAUCAUUUGGGCCUACAAUAAUUUCUCAAAGUACUCGUUUAGCUACAUCACAUGUUAUGAUGUCUGAUUUACUUUUGAUUCUAAAUAUUGUCUUAGUUUCCAUUAUCAUUAAAUCUUUGAUACAUGACUUAUUUGAAAUUAGAUUUUUAAAUAACCAUGGGUUAUUAUAUUUUUGCAUAGGUAUAAUUAUAGUGGAAUACAUAAAUCUUAAAAGUUGGAUGAGUUUGACAGAUGUAUUCAUACAUGUAACCAACACCCCAUUCAAGAUAUAGAACAUUUCUGUCAUUCUGGAAAGUUCCUGUAUAUAUCUGGGUGUUUUUUAGUUGGCUUUUGUUGCUGGUUUCUAAUUUAAUAACAUUGUGAGCAGAGUAGGUGGUCUUUGUGUUAUUGAAUCAGGUAUUUGUUGAGAUUUGCUUUUUGGUCUAGUAUGGCACAUCUUACUAGUUGUCUACCAAAACUGCCCUUUCUUCCCUACAAUAGAACCUAGGUUUUUUUUGUUCAGAUUGGUAAUGUGCACUAUUAAAAAAUCUCCAUAUCCCAGUCCUUCUUGCAGUUAAAGAAGGCCAUGUCCCCAGUUCUGGUCAGUAUAAGAAGUUGCUGGGUGUGACUCCUGGGAAAGAGGUUGGAAAGGUGUGGUUUCAGUUAGCCAGAUCCCGCUACUUGCCUUUUGUACAAGCAGACAUAAUGUCCAGUGCUAGAGGAGUCAUCCUGUGACCAUAGGAUAAAAGCCACAGGCUAAAGAAAGUGUAGCCAGAAGUCACAACUAUUCUGGUUCCCCAGUUGGUAUCUUUAUGUGUCCGUACUAGCCCUCGACUGUUUGUUUCUGAAUAUCUUGUUAAAUGCACUUCUUUUUUUUUAUCCUCACCUGAGGACAUUUUUGGACAUUUUGUUCAGAUAGAGUGGGAGGGAGAAAGAGAGAGAAACAACGACAUGAA